Messenger RNA from Centruroides sculpturatus (bark scorpion), 1285 nucleotides. Its product is annotated as parkin coregulated gene protein homolog. The transcript is spliced from 5 exons. NCBI's taxonomy places the organism in Eukaryota, Metazoa, Arthropoda, Arachnida, Scorpiones, Buthidae. Gene Ontology annotation, molecular function: Hsp90 protein binding; Hsp70 protein binding. The record is from RefSeq and is a predicted model, not a curated record. Bases 622 to 1230 code for a protein of 202 amino acids.
CUUUGGAAAUCAUAUGUAGUUUAAGUCGUACUGUAAUUUGUAUAAUUUAUAAUCAAUCUUUCAAUUUAAAAUUAUCAAUUAUGCAUUUCUCUAUCACACAUUUAACAAUUUUAAAAAGAAAGGAAAGAUAGACUUGUGGAAAGAUCUUUAGACUUGUGGGCAUCUUGUGGUACAAACUAUGAUAAAUUACAGAGCUGCGGAUCUGAUUCUAAAUAGAUGUUUACUUGUAGCUAAUUGUUUUAUUACAUCAAAAGGAUUUAAAGACUACAUAAAUUGUUUAUAACUCUCUUUUUUAUGUAGAAAACAUUGAUUUAGUAUAGAGCAUUAGAAACUUUAUCGUUUUCCAAUAGUGUUAUAAUGCAAGGAGAUCAAUUAUUUUUUAAAUAAGUUUAUUAAUCGAGAUAUCUUAAGGUAUAUUUCGUUUCUUUAACAUUAAUUUAAAUACGAUUUAAUCUUUAUUUUCGGUCCCGGUAUUUCAGUAACAAUGCAUUGUUUAUUUUUAAUCUAAAUAAUAUAAUUUGUGUAAGUAAUUCUAAUAAUUGAAAAUUAUUAUUACAAUUAAUGAUACUUUAAUCUAAUAAAUUAACAAUAGGAACAAAAUUUUUUUCAUAUUCUGACUUUAUGAUGGAUAACGAACGGAUAAAUUCUGAUUUUUCAACGCGAUUCAAAUACGAUACUUGGAAGGUGUCGGAUUCUUAUUUUGGUGGUCAAAGUUAUCCACUUCCAGAAUAUCGUCCUUCGUUUAGGGAAAGAUACGAGUGGGGAGAGUUGCCUAUAUUGAUAGUAUUGAAAGACGAGACAAUGGGCUGCUCGAUCAGAUGGCUGACACCCGUUGGUAAUUUGGACUACGAUUAUUUUCUUCCGAUAUUCUUUGAUGGCUUGCGAGAAGAAUGUCUUCCGUAUUCGAUAGCGGCCUACAUUGGUUUGCAGGAAAUGUUAAACGAAGGAGGCAAUAAAGUCGUACAGGCUUUACCAUUCGUUAUACCGUCAUUAUCCGAAACUUUAUACGGUCAAAACAAAGAAACAAUCAGUAAGGCUUUGAUUGCGCUUCAACAUCUAUACGAGAAAACGGGACCGGCAUUAUGGCCUUAUUAUAACAAAUUUAUUCCUAUUUUGAAUCAUCUGAAACUGCAGUCUGAAUAUAAGGAGACCAGAAUCCACCCCAGACAGUCGACCAGAUCGGCUUUUGAUUAUCUUGUCUUAGAAACUCUCGCCUUAUUAAAAUCUUGAAAUUAUUUUCCAUUAAUUUGAUUUCUUUAAUAAAAUUCUAAAUUAACAACCAAAA